Molecule: messenger RNA, 2267 nt
Organism: Sturnus vulgaris (Common starling)
Lineage: Eukaryota; Metazoa; Chordata; Aves; Passeriformes; Sturnidae
Source: RefSeq, a predicted model, not a curated record
AUGGCGGAGACCAAGAUCAUCUACCACAUCGACGAGGAGGAGACGCCGUACCUGGUGAAGCUGCCCGUGCCGCCGGAGAAAGUCACGCUGGCCGAUUUCAAAAAUGUCCUCAGCAACCGGCCCGUGCACAGCUACAAGUUCUUCUUCAAGUCCAUGGACCAGGAUUUCGGGGUGGUGAAGGAAGAAAUCUCAGAUGACAAUGCAAAACUCCCCUGCUUCAAUGGAAGAGUGGUGUCCUGGCUGGUCCUGGCUGAAAGCUCCCACUCUGACACGGGUUCCCAGUGCACUGAGAGCCACCCCGAGCUGCCCCCAGCCCUGGAGAGAACCGGAGGCAUCGGCGACUCCCGGCCCCCAUCCUUCCACCCCAACGCCGGCAGCAGCAGGGACGGGUUGGACAAUGACACCGGAGCCGAGUCCGUGCUCAGCCACCGGCGCGAGCGGCACCGGCGCCGCAACCGCGACCGCGAGCUCCCCAGGAUCAACGGGCACCCCAAGCUGGACAGGCACCGUGAGCACCCCCCUGGCUACGACAGCUCCUCCACCAUGAUGAGCAGCGAGCUGGAGUCCAGCAGCUUCAUCGACUCUGAGGAUGAUGACAACACCAGCAGGUUGAGCAGCUCCACGGAGCAGAGCACUUCAUCCCGGCUCAUCCGCAAGCACAAACGCCGGAGGAGGAAACAGAGGAUGAGGCAGAUUGACAGGUCGUCCUCGUUCAGCAGCAUCACUGACUCCACCAUGUCCCUAAACAUCAUCACUGUCACACUCAACAUGGAAAAGUACAACUUCCUGGGAAUCAGCAUCGUGGGGCAGAGCAAUGACCGGGGUGACGGUGGCAUCUACAUCGGCUCCAUCAUGAAAGGAGGGGCCGUGGCAGCGGACGGGCGCAUCGAGCCAGGGGACAUGCUGCUGCAGGUGAAUGAUGUCAAUUUUGAGAACAUGAGCAAUGACGAUGCCGUCCGGGUUUUACGGGAAAUCGUCUCCAAACCAGGACCUAUCAGCCUAACAGUAGCCAAAUGCUGGGACCCUACUCCCAGGAGUUAUUUCACCAUCCCCAGGGCUGAGCCGGUGCGGCCGAUCGACCCCGCGGCCUGGAUCUCUCAUACCACGGCCAUGACGGGAGCGUACCCCCGUUACGGUAUGAGCCCCUCCAUGAGCAUCACCACAUCUACCAGCUCCUCACUAACAAGCUCAAUUCCCGAGUCGGAAAAAUUAGAAGAAUCUCCUUUAACUGUGAAGAGUGACAUGGCUACUAUUGUCAAGGUCAUGCAGCUGCCAGACUCAGGCCUUGAAAUUCGGGACAGGAUGUGGUUAAAAAUCACCAUCUCCAAUGCAGUGAUAGGAGCAGAUGUGGUGGACUGGCUUUACACACACGUGGAAGGCUUCAAGGACCGCCGGGAGGCCAGGAAAUACGCCAGCAGCAUGCUGAAACACGGCUACCUCAGGCACACUGUGAACAAAAUCACCUUCUCAGAGCAGUGCUAUUAUGUCUUCGGAGACCUCUGUGGCAAUCUGGCUGCACUGAACCUGAACAACGGUUCCAGCGGCGCCUCGGACCAGGACACCCUGGCUCCCCUCCCACAUCCUGCUGCUCCCUGGCCCUUGGGUCAGGGAUAUCCCUACCAGUAUCCUCUGCCCCCUCCUUGUUUCCCACCAGCUUACCAAGACCCAGGCUUUAGCUAUGGCAGUGGCAGUGCAGGCAGCCAGCAGAGUGAAGGGAGCAAAAGCAGCGGCUCCAACCGGAGCACCAGCGAGACCAGCAGGAGAGGAGCGGGCAGGGACAAGGAGCGCAAAUCCGGGGGCAGCGGCAGCGAGUCGGAACCCGGAGCGCGCCGGGAGCGGCCACUCAGCCAACUCAGCCACAGCGACAGGAGCCACCAGAGCCACCAGAGCCACCACUCCUACGGGCCCCCAGGGGUGCCACCAUUGUACAGCCUGCCCAAAUUGGGCUCCAAAGCGUUGGGCAGCAGUGGCCCACCCGGGGGACCCCCGGUGCGGGAGCUGAGCGCCGUGCCGCCCGAGCUCACCGGGAGCCGCCAGUCCUUCCAGAAGGCCAUGGGCAACCCUUGCGAGUUCUUCGUGGACAUCAUGUGAGAGGAAGUGCCUUCAAAAGACUCUGCACAGAGGGUGGGUUUUGUUGGGGUUUUGGUUUUUUUGUUGUUUUUUUUGUCGUUGGGGGGGUUGGCUUGGCUGUUUUUUGCAUGUCACACCUUCCUGUUCGCAAGCGUGUCGCAGAGAGGAAAAAAAAACAAACAAACAAACAAACAAAA